Molecule: messenger RNA, 2481 nt
Organism: Maylandia zebra (zebra mbuna)
Lineage: Eukaryota; Metazoa; Chordata; Actinopteri; Cichliformes; Cichlidae
Product: mitochondrial intermediate peptidase
Biological process (GO): peptide metabolic process
Cellular component (GO): mitochondrion
Molecular function (GO): metalloendopeptidase activity
Source: RefSeq, a predicted model, not a curated record
CGAAAAUACAAGUAGCAACAGUUAUGGAGAUUCGCUUUCAUUUUCCAGUGAGCUAACAUGUGAGCACUUCAAUGGAACAGCUAGGCUGACGUACAAACUAAAAUCGAGCAUGUCCUCUGCCAAUCACUGUCAGCACUCUUAGCCUCAGAAUCAACAGACAGGUUUGUACAACAUGUCAGCGUGCAGGAGGAUGUUUUACUUGGUAAAGCACAGGAGCCUGUUGACGUAUGUACGGAGAAAUCUCACUACAUGGUCUCCCGUUGGAGCUGCUUUCAAUGCCAGACCUCACAGGAAACUGGACCUGUUACAGAAAAAUGUGGGUUUGUUUGGAGUGCCAGAGCUGAGCUGUCCUGCAGGCUUUCAGGUGGCCACAGAGACAGCUCUGAAGAACACGGAGCGUCUGGUGGAGAAAGCCUGUUCUUCUUCUCCUGGAGUUCAGACAGUCCAGUGCUUUGACCAGCUCUCAGAUGAACUGUGUAAAGUGGCCGAUCUGGCAGACUUUAUAAAAGUAGCUCACCCCGAUCCAGCUUUCCGCGAGGCUGCUGAGAAGACCUGUAUCGAGAUCGGCACAGUCGUGGAGAAACUGAACACUAAUGUUGAGUUAUGCAAGAGCCUGAAGAAUUUGCUGGACAACCCGGACAUCGAGGCUCAGCUGGAUCCUGAUACAAGGCGAGUGGCAGACCUGUUCAUGUUCGACUUUGAAAUCAGUGGAAUUCAUCUAGAUGACACACUGAGGAAAGAGGCGGUUGCUCUUCAUGUGAAGUUGCUGGAUCUAAACAACGAGUUCCUGGUCGGCUCCCACAUGCCGAACAGGAUCGCCAGGUCUGCGAUUCCCGAGCACCUACAUCUGAACUUUGCAACAGAAGGAAGCUUCAUUCAAAUCGGGGGACUGCAUGCAGAUUCCCCCAAUGACUUGGUGCGAGAAAUCGCCUACAGGAUUUAUCUCUAUCCCAACGCAGAGCUGAUGGGGUGUUUGGAAGAGCUGCUGAAAUGCAGAUACAAACUGGCCACACUGGUGGGCUACGAGUCCUUCGGACACAGAGCCCUAAAGGGGACAAUGGCCAAAACCCCAGAGACGGUGAUGAGCUUUCUUCAGCUGUUAACAGACAAGCUGUCAGACAGAACAGCAAAAGACUUUAAGAUGAUGAGAGACAUGAAGAAGAAACUCAGCCCUCGACAUUCUGAGCUCAUGCCCUGGGAUCAUCCAUACCUCAGCGGUGUCUUGCGUGCUGAAAGGUACAACAUAGAGCCCAGUCUGUACAGUCCCUACUUGUCUCUUGGUUCCUGUAUGGAGGGUUUGAACAAUCUCUUCUCUCAGCUGUACGGCGUCUCCCUCAUGUCUGAACAACCCAGAGCUGGAGAGGUCUGGAGCGAGGAUGUCCGCAAACUGGCUGUGGUCCAUGAGACGGAGGGAUUACUGGGAUACAUCUACUGUGACUUUUUCCACCGGCAAGAUAAACCUCAUCAGGACUGUCACUUCACCAUCCGCGGUGGGCGCCAGUGCCAGGAAACUGGUCAGUACCAGUUGCCAGUCGUGGUGCUGAUGCUGAGUCUGCCUCACCCUACCAAGGGCGCCCCCACCUUGCUCACUCCCGGCAUGAUGGAGAACCUUUUCCACGAGAUGGGCCACGCUAUGCACUCAAUGCUGGGACGCACUCGCUACCAGCACGUGACAGGAACCAGAUGUGCAACUGAUUUUGCUGAAGUCCCCUCCAUCCUCAUGGAAUACUUUGCCACCGACUACCGAGUCAUCAGCCAGUUUGCACGGCACUAUGAAACUGGAAAGCCGCUACCCGAGAGUAUGGUGGCUCGCUUGUGUGAGUCCAAAAAGGUGUGUGGAGCUGCAGACACCCAGUUGCAGAUUUUCUAUGCAGUCUUGGAUCAGAUCUACCACAGCGAACCACAGAACCGCUCUACCACAGAAAUCCUGAAGGACAUGCAGCAGAAAUUCUACGGCUUGCCUUAUGCGCCCAACACGGCAUGGCAGCUGAGAUUCAGCCACCUGAUUGGGUACGGGGCCAAGUACUACUCCUACCUCAUGUCACGUGCGGUGGCCUCGAUGGUAUGGAAACAAUGCUUCAUAGAGGAUCCUUUAAACAGGGAAAUGGGUGAGCGGUACCGACGGGAGAUGUUGGCCCACGGAGGAGCUAAGGAGCCCAUGCUGAUGGUGGAGGGAAUGCUGCAGAGACGGCCCACCAUCGGGGACUUUGUGGACGCGCUCGUGUCUGAGCUCAACCCAAACUUUGAGACCUUCAUCAUGGACUCUGAGGGUUGAAGGCCAGUUUUGGCUGCAAGGAAACGAACUUUAUGAGGCAAAGAUUGAGAGAACGCUGGAGAAAUCAAAGACAUGCCGUCAUAUUUCAUAGUCACGGUUUCUAAAGAUCUUCAUGCUUUCUGCAAAUGAACAUAAUGUAUAUUUAAUAUAUUUGACAUGUUCUCUUGCUGCACACAGUUAAAAAGUUAAAGAACCCUGAAACUGUU